Sorex fumeus (smoky shrew) is the source of this 4095-nucleotide messenger RNA. RefSeq names its product polyamine deacetylase HDAC10-like. Gene Ontology annotation, cellular component: gamma-tubulin complex; centrosome; spindle pole. The record is from RefSeq and is a predicted model, not a curated record. The transcript is spliced from 20 exons. NCBI's taxonomy places the organism in Eukaryota, Metazoa, Chordata, Mammalia, Eulipotyphla, Soricidae. Gene Ontology annotation, molecular function: gamma-tubulin binding; microtubule minus-end binding; histone deacetylase activity. Bases 7 to 4062 code for a protein of 1351 amino acids. Gene Ontology annotation, biological process: chromatin organization; spindle assembly; microtubule nucleation.
GGCGGCAUGGCCAGCGUCCCGCAGCUGCUGGACGAGCUGUGCGAGGCCGUGGCGCGGGCCGGGGGCGCGCGGACGGGCGCGCGCGGCCUGCGGCGCGCGGCCUUCGAGGCGCUGCUGGCGCCGCUGCUGCAGGGCCCGGGCCGGGGCGCGCGCGCGGGCGGGCGGCCGCGGGUGCCGGCGCGGAGCCGCGCGCUGCUGCUGUCGUUCGAGCUGCGCGUGGCGGGGCUGCGCCGCGAGGCCGAGCGGCUGGAGCAGCUGCUGGCGGCGCUGGAGGCGGCGCCCGCGCCGGCCGAGCGCGCCGCGGCGCUGGAGCUGCUGGUGCUGCUGGCGGGCAGCGGCCCCCCGCGCGCGCCCUGGCCCCGGCGCGACCCCCUGGCCGGCGACGGGCGGCCGGGCCGGGCGGCGCCGCACGGCGGCUACGACUGCGCGGGGCUGAGCGAGCGCGAGCGGGACGUGCGCGCCGCGCUGGCCCGCGACGAGCAGCGCGCCCGGGACUGGGCCCGCGCCUCGCUGCGCGCCCUGGACGCGGCCCCGGGCAGCGGGCUGGCCGCGUGCGGCCGCUUCUCCGGCGCCGGCCGCCUCGAGCGGGACCCCCGCGGCGCCCUGUUCGGCGCCCUGGCGCACAGCCGCGCGUGGGACGUGGACGUCCGGCUGGACCUGCCCCCGGUGCCCGACGGCGCCGACCUCGCGGGGCUGGCGAUCAAGGUUCCGUGCAGCGUGGACCAGUCGGAAGAUGAGGGCUUCCAGUCUGCCUCCAACCUGACCCCGGACUCCCAGUCUGAGCUGGGCCUGACCCCAGACCUGGACCUGUGGGACGCUGCGCUCACCUACAAGCCCAGCAGGCGCCGGUGCUGGGAGCGGAUCGGCUGCCCCCCUGGACACGGUGAGGAUCCCUACCUCACGGAGGCGGGGAGGGAUGCCUUUGACCACUUCCGCCGACUACACCACGAAGAGCUCCAGGUCCUGGGGGGAGGCCUGCUGGACACGCUGCCGCCCGUGCUGGUGAGGGAGUGCGAGCUGGUGAAGGACGUGCUCAACGUCCUCAUCGGGGUGCUGUCGGCCACCUUCUCUCUCUGCCAGCUGACGCAGGCCUUCGUGGUGACGCGGGGCACCCACGUCUCGGGAGCGUCCCCGGAGAGCGUCAGCAGCCUCCUGUCGGAGGUGGCCGCCUGCGGGACCCACUACAUGCGUCUCAGCCACUUCUCGGUGCAGCCCGCGCAGGGCACCUGCAGCCGGGGCCUUGUCUUCCAGGCCUUCACCAGUGGCCUGCGGAGGUACCUGCAGUACUACCGGGCCUGCGUGCUGGCCACCCCGCCCACCCUGAGCCUCCUGACCAUCGGCUUCCUCUUCAAGAAGCUUGGCCGGCAGCUCAGGUACCUGGCCGAGCUCUGCGGGGUUGGCACCGUGUCCCCGGGUGCUGGUGGAGGCGAGCCCAGGGUCCCGUUCCCCACCGGCGUGAAGCUGCUGUCCUACCUGUACCAGGAGGCCUUGGACAACUGCAGCAACGAGCACUACCCGGUGCUGCUGUCCCUGCUGAAGGCCAGCUGCGAGCCCUACACGCGGUUCAUCCACGACUGGGUGUACAGCGGGGUCUUCAGGGACGCGUACGGCGAGUUCAUGAUCCAGGUGAACCACGACUACUUGGGCUUCCGAGACAAGUUUUACUGGACCCACGGCUACGUGCUCAUCUCCAAGGAGGUGGAGGACUGCGUCCCCGUGUUCCUGAAGGACAUCGCCCACGACGUGUACCUGUGCGGGAAGACCAUCAACCUGCUCAAGCUCUGCUGCCCUCGGCACUACCUGUGCUGGUCAGAGGUGCCGGUGCCGCGGAUCUCGGUGCUGUUCUCGCUGGAGGAGCUGAGGGAGCUGCAGAAGGCCUGCGCCCUCUACGUGGGCCGCAUGGAGCGCGUGGCCCGCCACAGCUCCGUCAGUAAGGAGCAGAAGGAGCUGAGAAUGGAGAUUGCAAAACAAGAGCUGAUCGUCCACGCGUGGGAAGCCGCGUCCAGGGUGCUGCGUGAGCUCAGUGAUCGGCAGAUGUCUGAGCGCAUGGCCUUGGAUGCCCGCAAGCGGGAACAGUUUCAGAAGCUGAAGGAGCAGUUUGUGAAGGACCAAGAGCGGCGGCGGGCGGCCCGGCAGGAAGAGCUGGACGACGACUUCAGCUAUGCCCGCGAACUCCGAGACCGUGAGAAGCGCCUGCGGGCCCUGGAGGAGCAGCUGGAGAGAACAGCCCGGCAGGCGCUGGUGGAGCACUACAGCCGGCUGUCGGGGGAGGCCGCUCGCCGCGAGCAGAGGGCCCUGUGGCGCGUCCAGAGGCACCGGCUGGCCAGUGCUCGGCUGCAGUUCCUUUCAGAAGAUGAGAAGCUCCUUCAGGGGAUGCUGAAGGACCGAGCAGAGGGGAAGGAGCCCCCUGCACUGACGCCGCUCCCUGCAGAGCCGCAGGCUGACCCUCCAGACGGCAGUCCCGGCUCUGAGCAGGCAGCGCAGCAUCCCGAGGCUGCCUCAGACGGCCCCCGCGGGCCCUCCCCAGUGGCCCUCGAGCCGGCCUCAGGAGAGACCUGCAGCCCAGGGCCCGGGGCAGUGCCAGGGCCGUUCUCUGAGGACCUCAGCAUUGGCGACUUUCUGCCCCCGCUUGGGCACCCCGAGCAGCCUCCCUGCACAGCCCGGACCCCCGUCCUCGAGGAGGCACUGCAGACUAUUGGCUCAGACCUGCCCCUCUCCCCCGCGGGGACACCAGACUACGAUUUCAGAACCAUCCUGAGGCCCAGCUUGGCCACCCCGGCUUCCCCGGGGCCCUUCGAGACCGCUGGAGGCAGCCUAUGCCGUGCAGGGGAGCAGGGUGGGCGUGGCCCUGAGGGGCAGGCGGCUCAGUGUGACCAGCAGCAGAGCAGGGCCGCGGAGGAGCCCCUGGGAAACACGCUGGAGGGUGGUGACGUCAAGCAGGGUGAGGCUGCUGGGAGCGCCCCCUCCCGGCCUCGCUGGAACGUGCACGGACACGUGUCUGAUGCCAACAUCAAAGUCGGGGAGUUCGUGUGGGACGUGGCCCCCUCCCGGCCCCGGUGGAACGUGCAUGGACACGUGUCUCAGUCCCAGAUAAGCCUUGGGGUGCUCACCCAGGAAGUCCAGCCUGAGAGGCCAGCACCACAUGGGAGCCCCUGUGAGGGGGAGUCCCACGGCCUGGGACCACCGAGCUCUGACCCGGGAACACCGAUUUCUGACUUGGGAGCAGCGCACCCUGACCCGGGAGCACCAGCCUCUGACUUGGGAGCACAGCAUUCUGACCUGGGAGAACUGAGCUGUGAUCUGGGAGCACCAGUCUCUGACUUGGGAGCACAGCAUUCUGACCUGGGAGCACUCAGCUGUGAUCUGGGAGCACCAACCUCUGACUUGGGAGCACAACACCCUGACCUGGGAGCACCAGUCUCUGACUUGGGAACACAGCACGCAGACCCGGGAGCACAGCACUCUGACCUGGGAGCACAGGCCCCUGCAGACAGCCCCUGGGUGCAGGCUGCUGGCUCAGACACGGGCUGCAGGGAGGAGGCUGGCCCAGAGGCCCAGCCGGGUGUCCUGGGAGACAGUGUCCCCAAGGAUGCUGGGAAGACCGGGGACGCCGAGGACCCCGCCCCAGGAAGGCCUCCCGGCUCUCAGGGAGGAGCAGCUGCCCAGAGCAGCCCUGGCCUGGGUCAGCAGUGGCGGCAGGAGGACCAGGACGAGGAGGAGGCCGAGGCUGCAGCCGCAGCCCAGCGCAGGGAGCAGGCCUACAUCGAGGGCCUGGCGGGCCAGUACCGCCUGGAGCAGUACCCGGACAGCUUCACCGCCAUGUCUGAGCCCCCGGUGGCCCGCCUCCUGCACCACGGCCUGCCGCGAGCCUGCGCCCCUGCGGACGGCCCCCGGGAGCAGCCCGCCGCCGAGCCCGCCGUGCAGCUGAGCGAGCUGCUGCCCCUGCCCGUGCUCAUGAAGCACUCGCUCACCGCCCCGCUGGCCGCCCAGCCGUGGUGGACUACUUCUUCGUGGAGCUGCACCUGGAGGCGCACCUGGAGGCGCUGCGGCACUUCCUGCUGAUGGAGGACGGGGAGUUCGCCCAGUCCCUCAGCG